Anarrhichthys ocellatus (wolf-eel) is the source of this 1995-nucleotide messenger RNA. RefSeq names its product serpin peptidase inhibitor, clade F (alpha-2 antiplasmin, pigment epithelium derived factor), member 2b (gene serpinf2b). Gene Ontology annotation, biological process: negative regulation of endopeptidase activity. The coding region runs from base 221 to 1672 and encodes 483 amino acids. Lineage: Eukaryota; Metazoa; Chordata; Actinopteri; Perciformes; Anarhichadidae. Gene Ontology annotation, molecular function: serine-type endopeptidase inhibitor activity. The transcript is spliced from 9 exons. The record is from RefSeq and is a predicted model, not a curated record.
GGUCUUCAAUAUUUAACCCUGGAUGAGUCUCGGUAGCUCCAUUUACAAACAAAUAGUGGCUUAAAUGAGGGCCCCAAUCAAUGCAAGUUGAUGUUUAACUGUUUGCUGAGCAAGUGCCAAUCUUUGACUGUCAGGAAUUCUGCCAUCCGCAGUCACUUAGUCGCUCCUUUUUUGGACAAGGCAGCCCAUUUUUUUCAAAUUUAAGUUACAUUGUAAGGAAAUGGACCUUCGUCUGACACUCCUGUUGAUCUGUCUCUGCAGCCAAGGAGUCACUCAGAAUGCUGAUGUGGCAGAAAAUGACUCAAUCCCUCUGGUGCCUCUUAUUCCCUUGAUGCCCAGCCACCCCAUAGAGAAAGUAGAAAAUGAAACUACAGCACAACCAGGAAAUGUGCAUACCAGAGAAGCACCUCUACUUGCAACAGCCACAACUAGUAGGCCCAAUGAGAGCCCGUCAGAAGGAGAACAUGGUGAAGAUUGUCCGUCAGUCGGCCGAAGCCAACAGUCAAGGGAGGCCAUCGCUGCAGCCAUUCAGAAACUGGGUGUGCAGCUGCUGCAGAACCUGGAGACAACGCCAGAGCAGCCAAAUGUCAUCAUAUCUCCUUUGAGCAUAUCGUUAGCGCUCUCCCAACUGGCUUUGGGCGCAGCAAAUGAGACGGAGGAGCUGCUGAUGCAUCAUCUCCAUGAAAACACUCUCCCCUGCUACCACCAGUCUCUGCAUAAUGUCUUAGAGCUGCUCAGACAGAAUGAACUGCAAAUUGCCACACGCAUCUUCCUGCGCCAAGGGUUCGAGCCAAAGCCAGACUUUGUCCGUGAAUCCCAGAGGUUAUAUGACUCAGAACCAGCAGUAUUGAAGAGCCUGCAGCAGAUAAACGACUGGGUAGAGAAUGCAACAAACGGAAAGAUGACCGACUUCCUGUCUGCUUUACCACCAAAUCUGCUCCUCAUGCUCAUCAAUGCUGUCCAUUUCAAAGGAGAGUGGAAAGCUCAAUUUGACCCGCGCUUUACCUCCAGAGGUGUGUUCUACCUUGACGACAAGCGCAUGGUUGAUGUUGAAGUGAUGGAAGAUGCCAAACACCCCUUGAGUUUAUUUAUUGAUAAUGAACUGGAGGCUCAGGUAGCGAGCUUCCCAUUCCUGAAGUUGACGAGCUUGUUGGUGGUCAUGCCUAUGUCCGGCCAGGUGAACCUGUCUUCCCUUUCUGCAAAGCUGAAUAUCUCGGACUUGUACCGUCGUCUGCCCAAGGAGAGAGCUGUUCAAGUUAAAGUCCCAAAAUUCAAACUGGAGUAUGCUCAAGACCUGAAGGAUGUUUUUACGAAAUUGGGCCUCGGAGAUAUGUUUUCCCGUCCCAACUUGGCUGGCAUGGCCGACGGCCCCCUGCUGGUCUCCAGUGUGAUGCAUAAGUCCAUCAUGGAGAUAAAUGAGGAGGGUGCAGAGGCUGCUGCAGCCACUGCUGUAGUUAUCUCACGGGCAUCGAACCCUGUUUUCCACCUCAGCCAACCUUUCUUCUUUGCCCUCAUGGAUGACAUGACUCAAGUGCCCAUUUUCAUGGGUGUCAUUAACAACCCAAAUCCUGGGGCUCCUAUUUUGGAGAGAGGAGCAUUUGGAAGCAAGGAUAAAGUGGGAUUCCCAAUUGAUAAGGAUCAUGUUGGCUCAUUUAGUGGCCCACCUAAGUAGGGAAUAAUACUUACACUGCUGUCCCAGGGAAAACCCAGAACAAGAUCUGUCAUGAUUGUAUAGAUUAAAUGUACAAUGUCAAUAAACUGGAUCAAAAUGUGUGUGUGAAAACAGAUCCUUCAUGUGUCUUUGUUUCAUUGAAGAAUAAACACACGAAAGUGCCCUGUAUGCCUUGUAAAAACUAAAUAUUAUGAACAGUUUCAUACAAGAAAUGGUUUACACCUAUAGUAAAAACUCUCUUCAUCUUUAAUUGAUUCAAAAUUCCAAGGUAUCAAAAUGUAAAGUCUUUACUGUAGACUAAAGCUUUUACUGCAUCAUUCUGU